GGAGGUGCGCCGGCUUCUCCAGCUCCACGUGCGUGUGGCAGGAAGCGCCUGGCCAUCCGUAGCCGCUGCCGUCGGGUGAGGGGACCCCUGUCUGGAGCCCGGAGGCCCGGCGUGGCUACGAGGACGUCACCAUGCCUAAACCACUGAAGGGAAAAAAUGGAGGACGGGAAAAGAAAGUCAUCCAUCCAUACAGUAGAAGAGCAGCUCAAAUUACGAGAGAGGCCCACAAACAGGAAAAAAAGGAAAAAUUGAAGAAUGAAAAAGCCUUGCGUCUCAACAUUGUUGGUGAAAAACUGCAGUGGUUUCAAAAUCACCUUGAUCCCCAAAAAAUAGAAUAUUCAAAGAAAGACGCUUGUGAACUGAUUGAAAGUUAUUUAAAUCGAUUCAGCAGUGAGUUGGAGCAGAUUGAAUUACAUAACAGCAUCAAGGACAGACAGGGAAGGCGACACUGUUCCCGGGAGACAGUUAUCAAACAGAUGAUGGAACGGGAGCGACAGCAAUAUGAAGGAUAUGGCCUUGAGAUUCCAGACAUUGUAGAUGUCGGUAACCUGAAAACUUUUAGCAGGCAGAACCUGGUCCUUAUUCAGCUCCUGAGAAACCUGAAGUGGCAUAUGACGUCUAUGUACUCCUUCCUACCAAGUUUUACCUGGACUUUUAAAAAUCUCACAUUUUAAUUCAUUGCUUUAUAGUCAGAAUAUUAAUAACAUAACCGGAGGAAACUCAACUGCCACUACUGAGAAUGGUUUUGCUACUGUGUCCCAAAUGAAGACCUAAACUGGGGCAGUAUCUUCUCUGUCCACCUCUGGAUCUCGUCAUUAGCAUUCAAGAUGAAAAAAGACGAAAGACGUGCUCUUACCGUUAUCAUUGCCUUGCUUGAUUUCUUCCGCUGUCCGGUCUAUUAAUACAUACAAGGACCAAACCACGCAGGUGAUGGCAAUCACAUGAAAUGUGACGGAGCAGAAUAUCUUCCGCCUUUCACUUGUGGUCAUCUGUAGUUUCUCCCACUGCAGUUAAACAAAAUCAUAAGAAAUUGAAUUUUAAACCAAGAAAUUUUGCUCCUUGUUUACUGCCUAGGCAUAGUUCAUUAGUGAAAAGGAAAUAUGAAAUAUUUGCAAUUUCAAUAUUUAAUAUCAGAUGACUCUGUAAUAUUUAAAAGUUCAUAUUUGGAAAGAGAAAUUUUAAGGUAUAUACAACGUAAAUAUAUAUUAAAUUGAAAACAAAUAUAAUCUCCUUUUCUCCAAAUGAGCUAAAUCAAGUCAUUUCUGUUUUGCCAAGUCAUAGUUUCCUCAUCUUUAACAUUAACGGGUAGUUUUAAUAUUCUACAAUUUUUAGAAUAUGUUUCUUUUCAGGUGUCUGCAUGUCACUGCUCUGUGGCACUAGGUUUUAAGCCUGUAGUAAGGUAAGUCAGGAACCUGAGUGCACAAGUGGUUUCCAAUUGGCUGCUAACCUAAAGGCUGUCGGCUCAAACUUACCUAGAGGCUCUGUGGAAGAGAGGCCUGGUGCCAUGAGUGUAAUCGACUUGACAGCAAUGGGUUUGGUUUUUGUUUUUAAGGUAAGAGUAAAGGUUGUAAGUAAUAAUAGGCACUGCUUUCCUCUUGGAUUAAUAUAUAGCCUGAUACAGUGUUGCAUUCUUGACUGUAUACAUUUAACAAGUAUUUAAAUGGCUGGUUGGUAUCUGAGAGAGAAAGUCAACAUUUUCUGUUUACAGCUCUGCCUAGAAGAACAAAUUUUAUCAUCUGGGCAACCAGUGGACUUGUGCUAAGCAAUCCCAGUUUGUCACUGCCACGAUGACAGUACCAAGUCUCACAACCAUUGUCCCUUAAUCACACUCCUCAGAAAGUUGGGGCAGGUUCCCUCCGUCUGGGAGAGGAAGAGGACCACCAUUUUUACAUUAGUGAGUUCAAGUUUACUUCAGGGAAUAUGUCCAUUACUUAAAGUAAUAGAUUCUCAAAGUAAAUUUUAAAAAGAACUUAUUUUUGUCGUUGAGAAUACCUGCAACAAAACAUACAUCAUCCAUUUCUACAUGUACAAUCCAGUAACACUGAUUACAUUCUCCAAGUUGCACAACCAUUCUCAUCCUCCUUUUCCAAAUUAUUUGUCCACGUUAACAAUCUCACUGCCCCUAAGCUUCCUACCUGACUUUUCAAGUUGCUGUUGUCAAUCUGAUCCCAUAUAGAUAAUCCUUUAAAAGGGCACAAUGCUGAAGGCAGACAUUCUUAACUAAUUAAGCUAGACUAUUGUUUGGUUUAAAGAAGGCUCUAGGGAAUAUUUUAGGUUUAAAGUUUAAGGUUUAAAACUUAUCUAAGGGUGAUAGUUUGGUGGUUCAGCUAGCAUCCAUGGCCCCAGAAAGUCUGGGUUCUAUGAGAAUUUAAAAAGAAAUUUUUCAUUUCUAGCUCCAGUAUCAUUUCAUUUCUUGUGUUAAGAUUUGGGUCUUUAUUUUUCUUUGCAUAAUUCCCAUAAGAAAACAAAAUCACAAAGCUCUAAUGAGAAGCGAAUUCAUGUGCUAAACUUUUAAUUAUCCACAAUUCUUUAUUUAUAGUCAUUAUUAAAUACAGCAAAAUCUUUAGAGCUUCAGAAGACCUCUCUCCUCUCUCCCUCCUGUCUCUCCAACAGAAAUACACAAUUCAAUGAAGGCGGAAUAUGUUACCUAAAGUCUGCCACCAACUUGAUGUAUACCAUAAAAAAAAAAAAAAAAAAAAUACCAUAGCUUUUAUAAAAAUUUCAUACCAUAUCUGUGAAAGAUUGAUUUUUAAAAAAAUCUAGUUUUAUUAAUGAUUUAAUUAUCAUCUGAAUAACCUAUAUAAUCGUAGAAUAUGAUUAUCUGGCAAUUGCUUUUCUUGAUUUAAUAGAUAUUGCCUGGAUUAUCACAGUAUUUAAUACGGCCAAAUAGAAAGUGCAGGAUGGUGCAGAAAAGCAAUUCUGCAUGUUUGAAUUUCCUAAAUGUCCCAAAGUGAAUGACAAUACCUUUAGUAACACAUUCAUAUCAAAUAAAUCCUCAUCUGUAAAGCUGACUUAAAAAAAAAACUUAAAAAGUUGGACCUCUUAAAUCUAGGGAGCACUUGGGUGGUGCAAAUGGUUACCAUGCCAGACUGCUAACCGAAAGGUUGGAGGUUCGAGUCCAUCCAGAGGAGCCUCAGAAGAAAGACCUGGCGAUCUACUUCAGAAAAAAUCAGCCGUUGGAAAUCCUAUGGAGCGCGUUCUUCUCUGGCACACGUGGGGCUGCCGUGAGUCAGGAUAUACCCAACGGCAACUGGUUUCCUAAAUCUAAGGCACAGUUUGGUGAAAUAGUGAAAUAGCUGGACCACGCUUCUCUGUGGGUCGGAGACAGGAGGCAUCAAACCGUUUUAAAGACUCCUUCUAGCUCCAAACAACAGAAGCUUUGAAGGUGUCACCUCUAAAUAUCAGUACCAUUGUAAGAAGUGAAAAAAGGGUAAGGGAAUCGUCAAACUUUUUUUUUUUUUCUUUAUCUUUACAUUCAGAAAUGCAGUAGCCUGCGCACAAGUAAAUGUGGUACAACAGUGCCCUCUUCUGAGUGAUUACAUUAUUGCGACACUGUUCAGUACCUGGCACCAGCAGAAAUGAACUUGUUUUACAAAUUGUUCAUUCAUAUCCUUGCAUUUUCAGGUUUAUAUACAAAAUUUCAAUAAAUUUUGCAAGGCCUGACAGUGAGGAACUAUGGGGAAAAAAAGGGGGUAAAAACCUUAAAUCAUGGUUUCACCUCUUAUUUGAACAAAGCUGCCGUGAAAGUGCCUUCGUACUUGUGGUAAUGACAUUCCAUGCCGGUCACAAAAGGUUUUGUCACAAAAAGCAGUGAUUGUACAAGAUAGCAGCAACAUGGAUUUGAACAUAUUAAUGAUAAUGAAGAUGGCGCAGGACCCGGCAACGUUUGAUUCUGUUAUAGGUAAGGUGGCCACUGAGUGGGAGCCAACACGACACCUAAAAACAACAGCAAAUCUGUACAGAUAUGUAUGGGAUUUGUUCUCUUCUGCCUAUCUUAUAAAAUAAUUUUUGGCUUAUAACCAAUAUGUGGAGAAUCUAAGUGUACGUAAACAGCAAGUUUGGCGUGGGUCAAGGAGCUUUGGCUGUGAGUUCUCCGUAACAGCCACUGUUACACCUCCAGGGCUGGCUGCUAGAAGAGCCUCAUGGGGACCACAUUUCUGGCAGAGCUGUUCUAAUGCAGUACUUCUCAAAGGAUGGUCCUCUGACUAGAAACAUUGGCAUCACCUGGGCACUUGUUAGAGAUGUAAAUUCUUAAGCUCCAGUCCUGAGAUGACUCCGUUGGCUUCUUUCCACAGGGCACUAAGCAAAUGCAAAGCCUUGCCCUGUCACUGAUGAAGGGCAGCUCUCUGCCAGUGGAGCGACUGGCUUUUGCCUUGUUUUUUACCAGCAGGGCAGCAAGAGCCAUCGCCGUUCCUCUGAAGAUUUUUUCGAUUUCCGUCAAAAUUUAGACCUCGAGCCCAUCAGUGUUUGGGGGGCACAUGUCUCUCGUGAUCACGUGAAGCUGGUUGAGAUGGUAAGGAGGUAGCCCCGUUUUCCUUCUCCAAGGGACCGGGAAAAGGAGGCACCCCAGCACACCACCAAAUCUAUCACACCUGUACACUGUCAACCUGUCCUAUCCUCCCCAACCAGCCUUUAAGUUUUCUUUUAUACCUUCAAAAUAGGGGUAAACUAAGGCUGGCAAAACCCGCUUCACCAGACCAUAGCACCUCCUACAUGGGUGGGCGUGCACCUGGCAUUAGGGAUUACAAUUCCUGAGCCUUUGGUACUUGUUUUAUGGUUCUUGGCCUUUGAUCCUGUGCUGAAAACCCCAAGCAAUAGAAAGAAUUGGACUUAACUCUGUUAUUCACGUAGAAAUAUGUAAUUAAUUUUUCUGAAAAGAUUUCUGAAUUGCAGUAUAAAUGGAUUCAAACAUUGUUUCUGUGAAUUUUUCUGUUUUUCUAGUUAAAUCAAACUGUGUAGUACAGUAUCAAGUGUUCUAAUUUAAGUUAUUUGCAUUUGUAUUCUAUCCUGAAAUAUAAUUUGAAAAAUACUUCUUGAAUGUUUUUGAAAAUCUUUGCACCAGUGAAGAAUAAAGGCAGUUUAUUUGUACCAUACUUAAAUACAUGUGGCAGGGACUACUUUGCCAAAUCCAUUUUUUCUUCUCCUUUGGCACACUUUCACCACAUUUUCCUGCUUAUCACGUGACCCAGAAUUAUCGCCAAACAUAUAUAAUGAUAGAGCAAACAACUGCCACUGGGGGCGCGAGGGCCAACCAGUAACUGGCACCAAGACAAUUUUUUUUUUAAGGCACAGCCAGACCUGGAAGUCCCCAGCCAGCCAGCUGGACAGUUUUGGUCAUUUCAUUAACCCGACAUAAAUGUAAAGAGAAAUUCUGUUUAAAAAAUUCUGACCCUACUUGUCAUACUAUACCAAGAUCAAAAGCAAACCCACUGCCUUCGAGUCAAUUCCUACUCGUAGCGACCUUAUGGGACAGAGCAGAACCGCCCACAGGGUUUCCAAGGCUGGAAAACUUUAGGAACGCAGACUGCCACAUCUUUCUCUGCUUAUCAUAUCAUAUUAGGGUAGAGUUUUACUGCAUGUGAGUGAAAGUAGCACCUGCAAUAGCAAGCCCGAAGUUCGUUACAUCACCUACGUGCCUGAGUAAGAUACACUGUGCUGAAGGAGAGCAAGUAAACUUUGCAGAAGUUCUGGGGCCUGCCAUGUUGGGGAAAUUUCUAGAGGGUCCAAUGAGCUGAGGCAGUGGUCCUCAGAGCCUUCCCCAGCAGCAGUAGCAGCAUUAACCCGGGAAAUGCAAUAUUUGGGUCCCACCCCAGACUUACUGAGUCAGCAACUCUGGCAGUGGGGCCCAGGAUUCUGUGUUUUACCAAGGCCCCGGGUGAUUCUGAUGCAGGUUCGAGAACCACCGGCGAAUGAGAACACUUGGCAGAGUUCUCUGGUGGCCUCAGUGGGGUAUGUGCUACAAGUAGCACUUGUUACUCCCUGUGGUGAACUUCCCAGGGACAGGAAUCAACAAACCAGCCUGGUUAUUUGCUGUGAUGGAAAUAUUUUAGGGUGACUGAAAAUUUUCAAAUCAGGGAAUUUUUCCAAAAUAAAAUCUAGUAGUUUGGAGUUAGCUUAUCAAUCACAGAAUCAAACUGUUGCC
Messenger RNA from Loxodonta africana (African savanna elephant), 6142 nucleotides. It is a transcript of the gene TMA16, whose product is annotated as translation machinery associated 16 homolog. Gene Ontology annotation, cellular component: nucleus. Lineage: Eukaryota; Metazoa; Chordata; Mammalia; Proboscidea; Elephantidae. The transcript has 7 exons. The record is from RefSeq and is a predicted model, not a curated record. Bases 132 to 674 code for a protein of 180 amino acids.